Molecule: messenger RNA, 1275 nt
Organism: Arachis ipaensis
Lineage: Eukaryota; Viridiplantae; Streptophyta; Magnoliopsida; Fabales; Fabaceae
Product: protein FAR1-RELATED SEQUENCE 5-like
Source: RefSeq, a predicted model, not a curated record
AUGGAACGCUCAAAUCCGGAAGGGAAACCAAAUAGCACAGUGAUCAAUGCUAGUGAAGGCAAUGAUGAAUUGAAUGACGAUGGCGUUGUUAAUCAAGAGGGUUCCUUGGUCGACGAAAUCACCGACGUCAUGGUGAUGAGAAAUGAUGAGUUGGAUUUAAGACACGAGUUGCCGGAUCAUAGUGGGCUCAGUGAAGCGGAAAUUCCAGUCAUAGGAAUGAGUUUUGAUUCGCUGCCUUUGGCACAGGAGUUUUAUGCAAAUUAUGCAAAGAAAUUGGGGUUUGUAACUAAAGUCAGGAAUACGAACUUUGACAAGACGCGGAAGGACGCAAAGAUACCCAUUAAUCAAUCUCUUCACUGCACUCGAGAGGGUUAUCGAGAAUCUCAUGUUAAGGUAGCAACUCGGUCAAACAGAAUAACAGCCACGAGAUGCAAAGCAAGAAUGUAUGUCAUGCUGGACAGGGAGAAGGAAUCUGAGAAAGCUGUCCACUAUCAUGAGUACCGGGAGCUGACCAAGCAUGCCAAGUACGUCAUUACAGAUAACGACGAGGCUGGCAUAAGACCCAACAAGACGUAUCUAGCACUGGCAAACGAAGUUGGUGGGCCUUCAAAACUGAGUUUCUCAGAAAAGGAUGUCAAAAAUUACAUCACACGUAAUCUCCGAUGCUCCGAUGACAAUGAGGACUUCCAAGGGAUGAUGAAUUAUUUCGUUCGAAUGAAGGAGAUCAAUCCCAACUUCUUUUAUGCCAUAGAUGUUGAUGAUGAUAAUAAAUUUAAGAGUGCACUCUGGGUAGAUGCAAGGUGCAGGGCUUCGUAUGAAUAUUACGGAGAUGUGGUGUCGUUUGACACCACAUACAGAAGAAACAGGCAUGGUCUACCAUUUGCAUCCUUUAUCGGUGUAAACCACCAUGGGAAGUCUACUCUUCUUGGCUGUGCUUUACUAGGCAAUGAGGAGAUCCCUAGUUUCGAGUGGGUGUUCACGCAGUGGGUGAGAUGCAUUGGGACUGCGCCAAAGGGGAUCAUCACUGACCAGUGCAAGGCAAUGGCUGGUGCUAUAAGGAAGGUCCUACCUGAUACUGUCCACAGAUGGUGCAUUUGGCACAUAAUGAAGAAAACACAAUUCAAGCUCGGUGGCUACACUAGGUACGGAGAAUUGAGUGCAAUGAUGAAUCACAUUGUGUAUAACUCUCCUUCGAGUGAAUCGUUUGAAGUUGAUUGGGCUGCUUUCAUCAAAGAAUUUGCGUUAGGCCAGAACAGAUGGUUAGCAGGUCCGUGA